GCGGAGCUGUAGUGGAUGAAGAGCCCGCUUACAUAUCUGUCCCAGCUGUUCCAGGUGUUCAGCGUCCUCGGGCGACCCGUUUGCGAAGUGGUGGGGUCCAGAGAGGGAGCAUGGAGAGCGGGGCUUCGUUCCAGCAGUGCGCGUACGCACGACGUCAUACGUCACGUCCGGAAACACAAGAUGGCGGCGGCCUUUCGGAGGGUAUGGAGCAGCGGCAGAGUUUUCUCUCAGAGCUGCAGAUGCAUCAGCACAGGACGUGGUCUUCUGCCCAGCCCCCGGCCCCUGCCCUUCCUAUUGGUGACUGGUGGUGGUUACCUUGGUUACAAGCAGUACCAGAAGUGGGGCCAGCAAGAGGAUGGAGCCCCGCCCCCUGUGGCUACACCCACACAGGUGGCGUUGUACCGCUCCUUUCCUACUCGACUUCUCUCUCGGGCGUGGGGUCGUCUGAAUGGGGUGGAGCUCCCCACCUGGCUUCGGAAACCCAUCUACUCCCUGUAUAUCUGGACCUUCGGCGUGAACAUGCAGGAGGCAGCGGUGGAGGAUUUACAUCAUUACAGGAAUCUAGGAGAAUUUUUCAGGCGACGCCUGAAACCUGCAGUCAGACCACUCUGCGCCGCCUCCUGCCUGACCUCUCCGGCUGAUGGAAGGAUCCUCCACUUCGGUCGUGUAAAGAACUCAGAGGUGGAGCAGGUGAAGGGGGUCACCUACAGUCUGGAAAAUUUCCUCGGACCACAGAAGAGGCGGUGCAAAGACUCCUCGUCGUCCUCCUCCUUCAGGGACGACAUCCUCUCCUCUCCUGACAGCGACCUUUUCCAUGUUGUCAUCUACCUGGCUCCAGGUGACUACCACUGCUUCCAUUCGCCCACAGACUGGAGGGUGGAACUUCGGCGUCACUUUCCAGGCUCAUUAAUGUCGGUGAACCCGGGCGUCGCUCGUUGGAUCAAAGAGCUCUUUUGCCUUAACGAGCGUGUGGUGCUCACCGGCCAAUGGCAGCAAGGCUUCUUCUCAUUAACAGCGGUCGGCGCCACGAAUGUCGGCUCGAUCAGAAUUUACUUUGACCAGGAGCUUCAGACCAACACACCUCGUUACAGUAAAGGCUCCUUUCAUGAUCGCAGCUACAUUGCUGACCAGACGGUGAAUUUUGCAGGUGAAGGGGGCGUGACCUUACAGAAGGGGGAGGCGGUCGGAGAGUUUAACCUGGGCUCCACCAUCGUCCUGCUGUUCGAGGCUCCCAAAGACUUCAGCUUCAACCUGCAGCCUGGCCAACGAAUCAGAGUGGGAGAAGGCCUCGGCAGCCUCUAAUUGGAUGACCUACAGGGUCAGGGGGCAGGGCCUGAUCAGAGACAGAUUUUAAGAGAGGAGUUUUAGGAAUUCUGGGUAUUUUUCUCUGCGGAGGGCUCGAAAUGGAUGCUUAUUACGACAAGCACUCAGACUCCCAGAAUGCCUUGUGCCUGUGAGCGGGAAACGCCAAACCCCUCCCACUCUCUCCCUCUCAGUCAGAGACUCGACCUGCAGCUGAACACAUUUCUGUUUGAAUGUUUCAAACUUUAUUGCUCACAGGUUUUUGUUAGCAUCGGCUAGCUCACAUCUGACUGGUGGAAACACAGCAGGAGGCCAGUGAUUGGUCGAAGGGUUAUUAUUACUAAUUUGUUUCAUUAAUCUUGUUUUUUUUUUUUUUUUGUUUGUCGGAUUUAAAUGUGACACCUCCUCCAUUUUCUCUGCUUUUGUAAAAGAUCUAAUUAUGAAUAAAGUUUUUUUUUCUUUUCUUUUUAAAUAGCCUGCACGCACAUUGCUCUUUCUAACCUUCUAGUGGUCGGGGUGGCAGAGUUGUGAGUGUGGCAGCAAUUGGAUGGUGUCCCUUCAGUCAGUGGAUAGCCUGCUGAGCUGUGGCGGCGAAGAAAUUUAAAAAAUGAGUCGAAAUGCAGACUGCACUGUGAUUUGUUUAAAAAAAAUCACAGUGUACUCAAGCAUACAGUGGGAUGAAAUAUCGUCCUCCAAAGGUGCAAACUAAAAAAUCUGGAUAUACAUAUAUGCAACUAUACAGAAAUAAGAUAAACUAAGAAUAAGUACAACAGUAUUGCACUUGAAUAAAAAUAGAAUAAGAAUAGAAAAGAACAGGAAUAAAUAAAUACAACACACAGAGUCGAACAGUGCAAUACAGAAUAGUGUAGAAUAGAAUAGAAUAGAAUAAUCCUUUAAUUGUCCCACAAGGGGAAAUUUGGUUGUAACAGCAGCCAAAAAGACACAUAUACAAACAAACAGGACACAGAACAGAAACAUACACAAUUUUUCUUACAUAUUUACAUUAAGGACAAAGUGUAAGUACCGGAAGUGACAGGAGAGUGUUAUGUAAAGUGUUAUGUGGUCCAACAAGUGUGUGGAGAAGAGAGUCCAGUGUGGAGGAGCCGGAAAGCUAUUAUACAAUCUCACCGACCUGCUCCUGAUACUGCAGAGUCCACUUCCGGAUGGAAGAGGAGUAAACAGUUGGUGGGAAGGGUGAUGCGGGUCAGCCAUGAUGCUA
Molecule: messenger RNA, 2521 nt
Organism: Oreochromis niloticus (Nile tilapia)
Lineage: Eukaryota; Metazoa; Chordata; Actinopteri; Cichliformes; Cichlidae
Gene: pisd
Product: phosphatidylserine decarboxylase
Exons: 10
Coding region: 16-1302 (428 amino acids)
Biological process (GO): phosphatidylethanolamine biosynthetic process
Cellular component (GO): mitochondrion
Molecular function (GO): phosphatidylserine decarboxylase activity
Source: RefSeq, a predicted model, not a curated record